Molecule: messenger RNA, 774 nt
Organism: Fundulus heteroclitus (mummichog)
Lineage: Eukaryota; Metazoa; Chordata; Actinopteri; Cyprinodontiformes; Fundulidae
Exons: 3
Coding region: 154-702 (182 amino acids)
Cellular component (GO): endoplasmic reticulum
Molecular function (GO): misfolded protein binding; protein-folding chaperone binding
Source: RefSeq, a predicted model, not a curated record
GGACUGACACAGCGGUCCUGUCCCUGUGCUCACUUUUAACAAGGAAAUAACUCGCGUUUGAUGCUAAGAUGACGUAUUCGUAGAUUUUAGAAGUAGCUGUGAGCAACGUUACAUGGAGGCGACUCUCUUUUAACGCUACUUCUGGCGCUCAGCAUGGCAGCACACGGUGCUUUCCGCGGGAUGCGAACCUGCGCGGUCCUGCUGCUCCUCUGCCUGACGGGAGACCAGCAAGCCUCCGCGGCCUCGGAGACAGCCAGGAGCUACUACGACUCUCUGAAUGUUGAGUCGACAGCCACCACCAGCCAGAUCAAAAAGUCUUUUCGCAGCCUGGCGGUGAGGUACCACCCCGACAAGAACAAGAGCGCCCAGGCUGAAAACACGUUCAGGGAGAUUGCAGAAGCCUAUGCAGUGCUAUCAGAUAAGAAGAAAAGGAGGCUGUAUGACAGCGUGGGCCAUGAAGCCUUCUUAGAAAACCAGGCCUCAUUGGAGCCCGAGGAUGAUGAUGAUGAUGAUGAGACCAGCUUCCACUUCAGCUUCUCAGACUUCCUCCAGGAUUUCCAUGACAGUGCCUUUAUGGAUGAACCACACUUGCACUGGAGUUUUCUGCAGGAUGUGGAAGAGGAGGACGUUCAAUACAAACGUUACAGUUUUGAAGAGUCUACCUUUUAUUUUGAGGAUGAAUAUGAGGGGGAGUAUUACUAGUAGUUACUAGUUUCAUUUUCGAUAUGUGUUUUAAUUUGUCCUCUUUUAUUUAGAAUAAAGUUUUCCAAACAA